AGACUCGCUGUCGUCUGCUUUGACGAGUGAUCGAGAAAUUUACCGAUCAUCGAUAAUAUUGGCUGAGAGGGAGAGAGAGGAAAAAACAUGUUGAAAUAAUAUGCACGUGAAGAACUGGCAAUCUGGUCAAUAGCAAGGAGCCAGUCGCCGGAGAAGCUUUCGAGUUUCUUUUCCUCCAGCGCACACGCUCGUACCAUGUCAUCGUGACUCAACACCGCCGGCGUUUAGAUCUCACAGUUUUUUAUUUCACUUUUUAUGACAUAGAAAAAUUGGAUUACUCAGUGAUUUAUUUGCGAUUCCGAAUUCUUCCGGUCGAGUGUUUUGCUGCUGCGAACUACUCGUCGAUAGAAAAAUCGUGCCAAUUUCGGACGACACAACCAAUAUACUUUUGUUUUUUAGUUAUUGUGAUUUCGGCCUUUCGUCCUUCAAUCGGAAGCGCUAUGCUUUGAGCUGUUGACAUCCAUCGGAAACGAAUUCGAAAAAAGUGUUACGAGACGAGAAAGAGGAUGGCCAAGGGCGACGACAGAGGAAUAAGAGCCGAGAGUGUUUGAGGCAGAUCGCGAGACUCGAGGUCCACGAGCGAAGGCUUCCGUUCGAGUUUGAAAGUUAAAUCGAGCAAGGAGUGACGGGGGGAGCCGAAAUGGACGUGGAGUUAGUGACGAGGACUUCGCUGAGCUCGUUGCACAAGGUCGACGAUGGAAUGAUCGUGUCGCCGAACAGCCUCGACGAAUGGACGUGGUCGAGUUUGAGGAAACAAUUCGAGUUCAAGAACCUCGAAAAACUGUACUCGAUCUAUCAGAGGAGGCUGCAGAAUGGAUAUUUAUCGCUCUUCGUUUUACUCCAAUUGGUUCUCGGUAUCACGCAUUGUACGGUGCUAAUAAUGACGCAGGUGGAUUUCAAGGGCUCGCUACCGGACGUGGUAACAUGCAGCGUGGUGGGAGCUCUCUUAUUUCCGGUAAUAGCGUUGUCCUUCAGGACGAAGUUGAUCGCUCGAGAGACGUACCUUCCGGUGGUGCUUUCGUUCCUGAUAAUAAUAUUGCUGGUGAUCGGUGACCUGGCUGUGCCUCUGUGGUACAUGAUGAAUUGCACGGAAGACACGCCGGUGAUAAGACCCGCAUACGCCACUCACGUAUUACUCGCGUGCUACGUCUUUCUACCAUUGACGGAGAACAUCCACGCUUUUAUACUCGGAAUCACCGCGACGUUGUGCUACCUCGCGAGUUUAUCGCUCGUUACUUACAGAAAUAUGCCCGGUUAUCCUGGAAGAAUCAUCGCCGAUGCCAUUUACUUCGCGUGUGUCAACGGCCUCGGUCUCUACUUCAGAUUCAUGAACGAAAUUGUCAUCAGACGCUCGUUCCUCGACAGACGGAAAUGCGUCGAGUCAACUCUCAGACUCAAUUACGAAAAGGAUCAGGAAGAACAAUUAACCCGGAGCAUUUUGCCUCAGCACUUUGCUGCUAAGAUAAAAAAAGAUUUUCGAGACAUUUUCAAAUUUAUCGAAGAACACAAAAAACCACCGCCCAAAGGGCGACGACGCAACGAUCUUUACGUCGAGACGCACAACAACGUGAGCAUUUUGUAUGCGGACGUCGUGAAUUUUUCGGGCUUGACCGUGACGCUGCCCGUGAGAAAAUUGGUGGAAACCUUGAACGAUUUGUUCGGCAGUUUUGACGAGGCCUCCGAACGCCACAACGUUUUGCGGAUCAAGUUCCUGGGAGAUUGUUACUACUGCGUCAGUGGUGUGCCGACUCCGAAUAUUCACCACGCCAAAAGCUGCGUUGAUCUCGGAUUGGACAUGAUCAAAAUAAUAAAGGAAGUGCGAGCACGCGUAAGACGCGAGAGUGGAGUCGAUAUUAACAUGCGAAUUGGUGUUCACUCGGGCAAAAUAAUAUCAGGAAUUUUGGGAGCAAAUAAAUGGCAGUACGACGUGUGGUCGCGUGACGUUGUAAUAGCGAACAAAAUGGAGCAAACUGGUAAGCCCGGCAAGGUGCACGUGACACAACAAACUCUGAAUCUUUUGGACGCGAGUCAAUACGACUGCGUGCCAGUGGAGGCCCUCAAUGACGAGACCCUUAAGAAAUAUGACAUUAGAAGUUACCUCAUUACACCCACGGUUGAAGGAUCGCCGAUAUCGCAGAACAGCGAGAAGAUCUUGCCUGUCACGAGGCCAUCAACACCUCCGACUCAAAGCAAACAUUACGUCAGAUGGUACAGUGUACGACCGAGUACGAGCGUUGGUGCAUCCUCGAGAAGUGCACGAAGAGCAACCACCAAUAUGAGCAACAAUCACGCUGACGUAUUCGCUGGUACGUUUCGACGUCGAACUCAUUUCAUGGAUUCCUGUCUCAAGGACUAUCACUUAAUGCUCAAGGCAGCCGAUGCCGAAAUGGAAAACGCCAUCAAGCAAAUGCCUCUGAGCAAAUGGGAACAAUGGUUCAAAUGGGAACACAUAAAUCCUCUUUUCCUCACGUUUUCCCAACUGAGUUGGGAAGUUCCAUUCUUACGAGAGCCUGAUCCCCUGUUUAAAUUCUACGUGGGAUGUGCUGUUCUCGUGUUACUCUGCAUGGGCCUAAUUUUCCUGGUACCAAGUGUCUUUUCCGGAUUCCAUUUGAGUACCACUUUUGGCUACACAAUCGCUGUGCUCUUUCUAAUCGCUCUGUUGCCACUCACGUGGAUGCAUUUUGUUUGGAAUCGUUGUAAGGAUCCCCACGACGAGUACGAAGGCCAUGUGCCACAGCCGAAAAACAAAUUGCUUCAUUUUAUGUAUCAGACCAGCAUCAAGGUCGUCUGGAGUGCAUUACUGAGAACAACGCUUUAUCUGGUGAUAACGAUAAUGUUGGCGGCGUGUGCAAUGUUCGACAUGUUGUUCGAGUGUAAAAAUGAAGAUGCAAUCAAAAGCAACAACGCGACCUCGGCCAUAGCAGCAAAUGGUGCAUCGGAUGCUGCGUGCAUCUCGAAACCGUGGCAAAUUUCGGAAACAUGCUCGUUAGCGAUUCUCACGAGUUUCCUUUUUCUGAGAGUUCACUUCGCCCUGAAGCUCUUGAUCGGUAUCGCCAUCGUCCUUUUCUACGCUUGGAACAUUUUCUCCUACAGAUCGGUCAUUUUCCAGGGAGACGAAACUUGGAAUCCUCAUUUGGAGCCGAGAUUAGCUCACAUUCUGAACGUUGUUUUUCUCACUUUUUCUCUGCACCUCAUAGAUCGUCAGGCAGAAUACCUGAGUAGAUUGGACUAUCAGUGGAAGCGUCAAUUGAUGAAGGAGCAGGACGAGGCUUUCCACACGAGAAAUGCAAACAAAUUGUUGUUACGAAACAUUUUACCCGAGCACGUAGCUGAUUUCUAUCUGAACAUGAACAGAACGGAUGAGAACGAAUUGUAUCACAAAGCCCACGAAAACGUGGCGGUAAUGUUCGCCUCCUUGACGGACCUGUCGAUCGACGAGAGCAACAUUCUCAUCGAUUUGAACGAGAUAAUAUGCGAAUUUGACAAAUUAUUGUUCGAGCCAAGUUUCGUGUGCAGAAUUGAGAAAAUCAAAAUCGCCGGAACGACCUACAUGGCGGCCUGUGGCCUCGAAGCUCACCGGAGAGAUUCGAUGAGAAAUGAGGAAAAGGACGAGGAUCACGUUGUCAAAGUUAUGGCAGAAUUUGCAUCUCAAAUGAUGUCUGUUCUCGACAGACUCAAUAUCGAAGCGUUCCCGAACACCAAACCUUACAAACUGCGCAUUGGGAUAUCGCACGGGGAAGUGACUGCAGGAGUAGUGGGUUCGCAAAAGCCUCUCUACGAUAUUUGGGGUGACGCUGUGAACAUGGCAUCGAGGAUGGACACUACUGGAGUGCCAGGAAAAAUUCAGGUGACGACCGAGACAGCGGCGGUUUUGGAGCACAACGGUAUAAAGUGUGAUUUACGAGGUGAAACGUGGGUUAAACCGAAGGGUCUGGUUACGACGUAUUUCAUCGGGGUUGACGAGAAGCGACGACUUCUGAGGGUGGAAUCCUUGGAAGAGACGAAUUUGUGAAGUGACGAAAAGUCCUUGGGGACAGUCUCGUCGAAUGAGACCGAAAUGACAUUAGUGAAGGGAUGAAAACUGAGAAAAAUACGUUUUCGAUGAUCCAAGCAAUCGGGAAUAGCGAUUUAAUGACCGUGAGCUGAAUAGAAGCAUUGGAAGGUAAAAACAAACAUAGAAGGGAGAAAAAAAACACAACAAUAACAAACGACCAAAGACAGCAAUCCUGGGAGACCAAAGAAGUUUGUAGAAGUGACAUUUUUAUGGCCUGAAGGAUCGAGGGAACUGCGAAGAGUCAAGGAAGCCAGCAAAAAUUUCCAAAAAUCUUCAAAGAACAUAAACAAAUUCGAGAAAACCGUUGGCAUGAAAAUCCUUUGCGAUGAGUCCCGACAAAAACUUUUUAGACUAACGCACAAAUAUUUUUCUAAAAAUCACACGAGCAAGUACAUGAAAUUUCGUGAUAUCUGCGAAAAUCUCUGUAAAUAAUUCUGUACAUAUAAACAUAUAUUAUUAUAUAUUAUUAAAAAAAAGUUUUGAAAGUGAAAUUGGGACGAAAAGAUAACAACAGAGGACGACCAAUUAGCCAAUAAUGAUGAAACGUCAAAAGAUAAAUGAAAGUUGUCAGAAUAAAGAGAAAAAAAAAAGAAUAACUAAAAUAUCAUAUUCAUUCAAUGGCGCACGAUUUCCAUCGAUUGAAAUAGUGAAUUCUUUGAGAUUUCCGUCCAAGCCAAUGAAAGGAACGUUAUCGGAAAAGAAGAGAGGAAAAACCUCAACUUUCGUUGUAAAUCCAUAAAUAGAAGGUGCCAGAAAUAAACUCUUGACAAAAUGUAUGUAAACGCACAAGUGGAGACCGAGUUUGUGAUAGAUAAAGAUUAAAAGCUCUCUCGUUCGCGUGGACAUCAACUGUGUCCAAGUAUCUGUGAGUUUGUCAGUCUCUGCAGUUUGUCUGUGUGUGUGUGUGUGUGUGUGUGUGUGUCCGUGAAGAGUGUGAUAAGAAAGUGGACCACUUUGUUAAUAGAUAAGCUUUAGAUAAAAAUUGAAAUUCGUCGUGUACGUUCGAAACAAAAGAGAGAGAAAGAUUUAUGUGUGCAUUAUCAGAGAAAUAACAAAAAAUAAAUAAAUCCAUUCAUGUGAAUCGAUCACGUUCUGGA
Messenger RNA from Venturia canescens, 5151 nucleotides. RefSeq names its product adenylate cyclase type 2-like (gene ACXD). Gene Ontology annotation, cellular component: plasma membrane. Lineage: Eukaryota; Metazoa; Arthropoda; Insecta; Hymenoptera; Ichneumonidae. Gene Ontology annotation, molecular function: adenylate cyclase activity. The coding region runs from base 641 to 4012 and encodes 1123 amino acids. Gene Ontology annotation, biological process: intracellular signal transduction; cAMP biosynthetic process; adenylate cyclase-inhibiting G protein-coupled receptor signaling pathway. The transcript has 20 exons. The record is from RefSeq and is a predicted model, not a curated record.